Messenger RNA from Radiomyces spectabilis, 1903 nucleotides. RefSeq names its product putative flavin-binding monooxygenase. NCBI's taxonomy places the organism in Eukaryota, Fungi, Mucoromycota, Mucoromycetes, Mucorales, Radiomycetaceae. The record is from RefSeq and is a predicted model, not a curated record. The transcript has 8 exons. The coding region runs from base 292 to 1797 and encodes 501 amino acids. Gene Ontology annotation, molecular function: NADP binding; N,N-dimethylaniline monooxygenase activity; flavin adenine dinucleotide binding.
CUGUCAUCUGCUUUCUCUAAAUACAGUUUCAUCGGUUAAGCUACGCACGUCAAUGGCCACACCUAUGUGAUAAAAAGGUAUAUAUGGUUCACAGGAGAAGUCUAGACAGCUAAAAAAAACUUCCACAACGGUGAAAUCGAUUAUGUAAUUUUGAUUCCCACAAAUAAUUCCAACCCUAUCGUGCGUUGUUCAAGUCCGCAGUCGACUGUAUUACUGAUUCUCCUACAUAUAAAGCGACCGCUUAGUUUUGCCAUCGCACAGACUUUAGUUCCUUCAUUGAACCUCCUUCUCAUGACCACUACUGACAAUUGUAAUCCCCUAACGGUUGCCAUCAUCGGGAGCGGAUUCAGUGGCAUUUGUGCUGCCAUUCAACUCAAGGAACAGUUGGGCAUCACGGCCCACGUCUUUGAAGCGUCGCAAGAUAUAGGAGGAACUUGGCACCAUAAUACAUACCCAGGAUGUGCCUGUGAUGUGGCCAGCCAUCUUUAUUCAUUUAGUUUCGCCAAAAAUCCAUCAUGGAGUCAGCGAUACAGUCCGCAACCGGAAAUCUAUGAAUAUCUCCGCCGUGUCGCCAACAAAUACCACAUUUAUGAGCAAACCAAAUUAAACACCGAAGUCGUCAAAGCCGAAUGGGUGGACGAGCGUCAGCAAUGGAAACUGGAAUUUCGUGAGCGAGGUUCGACCGAAACGCAUACGGCCUAUUUCAACCUAGUAUUUGCAGGUCUUGGACCCUUACGAGUUCCCCAUGUACCUGAAAUUUUCAAACAAUUCGAAGGCAUCAAGGUCCACACAGGCUUUUGGGACAAAAAUAUCGAUUUCACCAACAAACGGGUGGCUGUUAUUGGCAGUGGUUCCAGUGCUAUUCAGGCGAUUCCCAAGCUUGCAGAGAUUGCUUCGGAAGUGCAUUGUUUCCAACGAACGCCUGCAUGGGUGCUCGCUCGGAAACAAUAUCAUUACUCGGAAAUCGUCAAAAAGUUAUUUUUUUGGCUCCCUUGGCUCAUGACGAUUUAUCGUUUCGUGCUUUUUUUACGAAAUGAGCUCAAAUAUAUGCUUGGAUUCGGUUAUCAUAAUUCAUGGACCUAUCGUGUGCAUCAGCGUCAGACAAUCAAGCAGAUGACGAAGCGAUUGGAAGCCCAGGGACGACCCGAUCUCGUACCAAAGCUGAUACCUGAUUAUCCUGUGGGAUGUAAGCGUAUCACGCUUUCGGAAGACUACUUGGAAGCCGUAUCACAGUCGCAUGUCACAGUGAAUCGAAGCGCCAUUACCAAAGUUGAGGGACGUACUAUUACGACAGCAGAUGGAAAGGAAACAGAAAUCGAUAUUUUAUGCCUGGCGACUGGUUUCAAUGUUCAAGGUUUCCUUGGUAACUUGCAAGUGUUUGGUCGUAAUUCACAAUCCCUCAACAAGCUUUGGGAUGAAAAUUAUCCCGAUACCUUUAAAUCGGUCACUAUUCACGGAUUCCCCAACUUUUUCAUGCUAUUGGGCCCUGCUGCGGCGCUGGGCCACAGUUCAGUCGUUUCUAUGGUGGAGUGUCAAGUCAACUUUGCGCUGGACCGUAUAAAGCGUAUGCAAAGCAAGAAUUUGGCUGCCAUUGAGCCAAAGAUAGAAGCCCAGAAUGAAUUCGUGGCAACUUUGAAGAAGGAUCUCAAACCAACCGUGUGGAAUAGCGGUUGUCGAUCAUGGUAUAUGAACAAGGAUGGCGAGGUGUUCUCGCUUUGGUCUAGCACAGUUACAAAGUUCUGGUGGACGUUACGUAAUACGGACUCUUCAGAUUUCAUCGAAUAUAAACGACCCUAAGAUGAUCAUCACACGGUUAAUUCUAGCACCUGACAGCCAUAUAGCGAAAUUUCUCAACCCAUUUGUAGCAACUUUUUCAAUAAAGCAAAUGAUAAUGAAACAGGCA